Messenger RNA from Spodoptera littoralis (African cotton leafworm), 378 nucleotides. Lineage: Eukaryota; Metazoa; Arthropoda; Insecta; Lepidoptera; Noctuidae. The record is from the annotation of a GenBank genome assembly.
AUGUUGUGUUACAGGCGAAGCAGCGAGCGCGCCCAGCCUGGCCGUGUCGUCGCCGGCCCGCACCGCGCCCGCGCCGCUCACCACUCCGGCGUGCAAUGGGCCGGGCGCGUCGUGGACUUGGGGAGCGCGCGGCGUGGCGCCCGGCGGCGGCGCGGCGCCCGGCACCCGGGCGCUGGGCCGCUCGGCGUCGGCGACGCUGCGGGCGGCGCCGGCGCCCGACCUCAACGUAGACGCCAUCAAGGAGAAGCUGCUGGAUCAUCGGAUCCCGGAGAGCUGCGUGUAGUGCUCGCCCGACUGCUACAGACCUUACUGACUGGUGGCGCACUCUGUGUUAGUGAAACCGUGCCGUGUCGGACCCGAUACAAUGGACUCGAGUAG